GAAACAAAUUUAUAUUUUCUCUUUGAAGAAGCUGAGAGAACAUCACAGCCAGAUUCUGGCCAAGCACACGCUGGAGCUUAAGGACUAUGGGAAAGAGGCAGGAGCAGCUAUCCACAGCACAGACUCAGGUCUCUGAACUCAAACAACUCCUGACUGAGAGGGAGCAGGUCAUCAAGGGCCUAAAGCAGCUUGCAGUCCAGAGGGAGAGGGGUAGAAGUAAUCUGUGGCAGAGAGAGACUCUGGACCCUGACAAACACACCAUCCGAGAGAACAGUGAAGUUCCUCCUGCUAAGGCUGGCCCGACUAGGUGUGAGAGGUGUCUCCAGCUCCUGCAGCAGGAGAAUGGCAGUCUGCUGGACAGACUGAGGGCUAGCGAGAGACUCAACAAGACCCUGCACAGCCAGCUGGACCUGUGCAGAGCCAUAAUGGCUCAGAGAGAGGGAGGCGAUGGAUGCAGUUUCACUCCCUCUACCUUACUCACAAUGGAGGAAGGAAUGGAGGAGCAGCAGCAGGAGAUCCUGAGGCUGAGACAGAGGCUGGAGGAGAUAACCCAGGCCAACGGGAGGCUCCAUGAGCAACUGGAGAACCAUAGGGCCCAGCAGGCAGCAGCCCAGACAGGAGCUCAGGAGGCAGGGACAGAGAUGAGGCAGAACCACCCAGAGAGACUGAAUGAGGCUGUAGUUGAGAGUGGAGCGAGAGAGAGUGGAGCGCUGAGGGAGGAGAGAGAGAGGCUGACAGAGGGGCUUGCACGCUCUGAGGACAACAGGAGCCUGGAGGGCUCACUCAGCUCCACACGGAAAGAAAUAGACAGGUUGAAGGGAGAGAUCGAUGCCUAUCAAAAACAGCUCACCAACUGCCAUGAGCUCCUCAAGUCAUUGUGUGUGGAGAUGCAGGGGUCCAAGCAGAUGAGGACUGCUGCAGUCAACGCCACUGCAACAGAGUUUGGAGGCGUUCUCCAGGACAACCCCAAGCUAAAUCAACUCCUCUCUGAGAUCCAGCAAAUCAGAGGACAGCUUGCCGAUAAGUACACGACACAGACUAAAGCCACAGAGGAGAAACUCCCUGAGCAUUCUGGUUGGCCCGAGUGCCGUCCAAAAAUCAUCAAUAUCAACUAUGUGGCGUGUGGUGCGUCCAGGCAUUCAAACAGGAGCAGUCCUUCAGGUAGAAGAGAUCAUGCCAAGAAGGACAACCUUUCUCAAAGCAGCCAUUACUCCAGCAUGGACGACUCAGCCACAUCCUUACUGAACAGUAGUUUAUCCCAACUGUGGGUCUAUGACAAGAGCCCUCAUGUCACUGGCCAGGAAGACAAUUACAUCACCUGCAGAGACUAAUAUCAGAAGGGAAGACACUGACCAAUAAGAUCACUACACAACAACUCCCAUCCCGAGUCACAGUCAGCAGUGGACCUGAAGUUCAUCAAGCAUUUCUCGUCAACCAUCAGUGCUACCCAGCAUGCUUUGGAGGAAGCCUGUCAUCUUCUGAUUCUCCAAGAGAGGUGUUUUCACCUACAGAGCGACUCUGUGAAUAACAACCAGAGCCAAGUGGACCUCUACUGGGAAAACCUGAAACUGAAGAAUAAAAUUGAGAGAAUGAGGAGGGAGCAAUCUCAAAAUAAGAAGAUGCUUUCUGAAGCUGUCAAACGACUAAGAAGAGUGAACCGGAGGAAAGUGGAGAGACUGGGUGAAUAGCAGCAUGAUCGUCAUUCCACUUAGCCAACUUUACUCCAUAGAUGAAAAUAGAAAGAAAAUGGAAAGCUUCCCUCAUUAAUUAAUAAA
Messenger RNA from Coregonus clupeaformis (lake whitefish), 1775 nucleotides. Its product is annotated as restin homolog. NCBI's taxonomy places the organism in Eukaryota, Metazoa, Chordata, Actinopteri, Salmoniformes, Salmonidae. The transcript is spliced from 9 exons. The record is from RefSeq and is a predicted model, not a curated record. Bases 87 to 1331 code for a protein of 414 amino acids.